AUGAACAGUCGCGGCAACCUCGCUGCGGGAGGCGGUGGGUUUUUGUCGCGUCCCGGUCUGUUGAACAAGAACAAGGGCUCUGGAGGAGGUGGCGUCAAGGGAGAUGUUGAAGCGGAACAACCUGUGAGUCCACCAAGAUUCCACGACGCAAAGUCGCUCGAAGCAGGUAACAUAGUUUUGGAACCAGGAUCCCCUCGACGAGAUAACGUUUUGUCUCCAGGACAAUAUCCGUCCGGACACUCAUCAAGUAAGAAGCCCGCCUUAUUCCGCGCCCAGACAUCGAGUCGCAGUAGCUUUUUCGGGUCAAGAUCAUUCCUCGCACGGGGACGAGGGUCGAUUACGAGCAAGACUUGUACCAGUACUUCGAUGUAAAACUAGAGCCACAAGAACUACAUUUUUUUGAUGGUACACGACACUGUCUUUUUUUUUUGCUUGACCUUGCCAAGAAAGUAUUUAAAAAUAGAUUUUGUUAUCCUCUAUCAUGUCUAAAACCGUAACCGUGUAGUUGACGUAUCUACUCGAGAACAAUUAUUUAUCUAUUUACAGCAUCGCAAUUAUCCCACUAGUAAUUUCUAACCUGCUAGACGGCAAGGGCCUGGAGCAGGCUUUGCGAGCGCAAUUUUCGUCUGAGGAGCUCCCCUCUGCAUCGUUUUCGG
Amoebophrya sp. A25 is the source of this 656-nucleotide messenger RNA. NCBI's taxonomy places the organism in Eukaryota, Dinophyceae, Syndiniales, Amoebophryaceae. The record is from the annotation of a GenBank genome assembly.